UAGCAAUAGCACGUGCGAUACCAUGUAUGGAAAUUGUUCACGUUGUAUUGCAGGGUAUUACAGCAACACAUGUAGGGAAGAGUGUCCAGCUAACUGUACUGAUGGCCUUUGUACCAUGGAUACUGGGAUCUGUUAUGCGUGCGUACCUGGCUACCAUGGAAACAAAUGCUCAGAGAAGUGUGGACACUGUAAAGGUGGAAGUUGUGACAAAGACACCGGGAAAUGUAUGACACUGUGUGAAGAUGGAUAUGCUGGCGACAAAUGUGACGUCGAAGUUAUAUAUAGAUAUAUAUCAAGGACUGGAAACAGCUGCGGACACACCACACUCUCGGUCGGGCUAGGAUGUGGAGUUGCCAUCCUAGCUCUUUUACUUGUGAUAAUUGUACAGGCGAAACGAAAACAUUCACAGCGCCAGACAGACGAUUGCCCCAUAGCAAACGUGGGCCUCAAGGAUAUUGAGAAGUUUCUUCAACCAGAAACAGUCGAUAUCCAGGAUGUCUUGGUUCCAUUGUAGAAGACUGCUACACCGCCACGAUGUUUUAUCUCGAAAUGUCAACUAUCAAAUUGAAAGAAU
This is a messenger RNA of Ylistrum balloti, 574 nucleotides long. RefSeq names its product scavenger receptor class F member 1-like. The coding region runs from base 23 to 514 and encodes 163 amino acids. The transcript has 5 exons. NCBI's taxonomy places the organism in Eukaryota, Metazoa, Mollusca, Bivalvia, Pectinida, Pectinidae. The record is from RefSeq and is a predicted model, not a curated record.